AUGGGAUGCGGGCUCUCGGCUGCCCGACUAGGGAGGCCCUGUCAGUCAGAGGGUCUAGUGGCAGCUGCGGCGGCGGCCGAGGACUGCACCCGGGUCCGGGCUGGGCUAAGCUAAGUGGGGCGCUGACAGGCUAGGCCAACCUGGGUGGAGAGAGCUUUGGAGUGUGGGGCCUAAAGUGCCCCUUCAGUUGGCAGAAGAUCAAGAUGCCACUAUGUCACUGUGCUGCAAAACACAGUGACUCUGAUGGAGACUGGGGCCACCCUAGCAGCAGUGGGCUCAAAGUUCUCCUCCAUUGGAGCAAUGGAGGUGACCAGUAUGUGACCUAUAACCAGGGCACCAUGACGGCAGAGGAAGUCUGCAUUCACAUUGCACAGAAAGUGGGGAUCACCCCACUCUGCUACAACCUCUUUGCAUUAUAUGACAUCCAAGCCCAAAUCUGGCUACCUCCUAACCACCUCUUUGAGAUCACCAAGGACACCAACCAGACUCUGCAGUUUCGAAUGAGGUAUUACUUCCGAAAUUGGCAUGGCCUGAAUACCCAGGAGCCAGCUGUAUACAGAAGCAUGCCUCGAGGUGUUGAGGUCUCUGAAGACAAGGCCCGGAUUGAUCAAGGGUGUGCUUUGCUGGACAAAGCCUCCUUCGAGUACCUCUACGAACAGGGGAAGUUUGAGUUUGUCAAUGAUGUCACAUCCCUUUCGGACCUACACAGUGAAGCAGAGAUACACCACUUCAAGAAUGAGAGCCUAGGCAUGGCUGUGUUGCACCUUUCCCACCUUGCCCUACAGCGUGGUGUCCCCCUGGAAGAGGUGGUGAGGAAGACCAGCUUCAAAGAUUGCAUCCCGCGCUCCUUCAGCCGACAAAUCCAGCAGAACAAUUCCCUGACUAAAUUCCGCCUGAGGAAUGUCUUCCAGAAGUUUACGAGACGUUUCCAUCUUCAGACAGUGGGUCCAGGGCAUCUUAGUGAACAGGACAUUAUGUUCAAAUACCUGGCUACUCUGGAACAGCUGGCCCCACGCUUUGGCACAGAACGCUAUCUUGCCCUGACCUUGGCAUUGCCCACAGAGGCUGAAAGGGAUCUGUGCUAUGUCAAUAGCAGUGAGCAAGGGCCUACUGUUCCACCAGGAGCCACUCUCUCCCUCGCUGACCAGGCUCCUACCCAUGAGGUUCUAGUGACGGGUACAGGUGGUAUCCAGUGGCGGCUUCUUCAGGUGGAGGACUCUGACUUAGAAAUCAACCAUUCUCGAAGCUCCUUUGGUAAGAAGGCCAAGGCCCGGGAGGCAGAGAGCCGGAAACCAAGCCAGCUGCCCACUGGGAAGAAAGAGACCCCCUGGACAUAUUUUUGUGACUUCCAAGAUAUCACUCACGUUGUGAUCAAGGAGAAGAACGUCAGCAUCCAUCGUCAGGACAACAAGUGCCUGGAACUGGCUCUCCCUUCCCCUAUGGUGGCCCUCUCUCUGGUGUCCCUGGUGGAUGGCUACUUCAGGCUGACAGCAGACUCCAGCCACUACCUCUGCCACGAGGUGGCCCCCCCGAGGCUGGUGAUGAGCAUUCAAAACGGCAUCCAUGGGCCCCUGCAGGAGCCUUAUGUGCUGUCCAAACUGAAGCGAGAGGAGGUAGAAGACGGUCUCUACCUUAUCCGCUGGAGUUCCUUUGAUUUCCACCGCCUCAUCCUGACCGUGGCCCGGAAGGACCAGGCUUCUGGAGCACAGGGUCUCCGUUACAAGCAGUUCCGCAUUGAAGAGCGGGGCCUGAGCUUCCAGCUGGAAGGCUGGGAUCAAGCCUUUCAUAGUGUGCGUGAGCUUACUGCUGCCCUGCAAGGCUGUACGCUGCGAUCCAGCUCUGGCUCUGGUCCUGGUUCCAGCCUGGAGAGCUUCACCCUCAGCAAAUGCUGCCUGCCUCGAGCAGGAGAAAUGUCCAACCUGAUCAUCACCCGACAGCGUCCUAAGGAGGGCCCCAAACCACUCAACUUGUCCCAGCUCAGCUUCCAUCAGAUCCGCAAGGAAGAGAUCACCCAGCUGGGUCACCUGGGCCAGGGCACCGGAACCAACAUUUAUGAGGGACUCCUGCGUGUUGGGGGUGGACUGGGAGCUGAGGAUGAGGAAGAAGAGAACAUCUCCACAGAACCCAACAACAACCAUCGGGAGCAUCGAGUAGUGCUGAAGGUGCUGGACCCAAGUCACCAGGAUAUUGCUCUGGCAUUUUUCGAGACUGCCAGCCUAAUGAGCCAGGUAUCCCAUAUCCACUUGGCCUUUGUUCAUGGCGUUUGUGUCCGGGGCUCUGAGAACAUCAUGGUGGCAGAACAUGUGGAACAUGGGCCAUUGGACGUAUGUCUACGCCGGGAGAAGGGCCACGUGCCUGUGGCCUGGAAGAUCACUGUGGCCCAGCAGCUUGCCAGCGCUCUCAGCUACCUAGAGGAUAAGAACCUGGUUCACGGUAAUGUCUGUGCCAAGAACAUUCUGCUGGCAAGACGUGGUCUUGGGGAUGGCACUCAGCCCUUCAUCAAGCUCAGUGAUCCUGGCGUCAGCGUCACUGCCCUCUCCAGGGAGGAGAGGGUAGAGCGCAUUCCUUGGAUUGCCCCCGAGUGUGUACCCAGUGGGACCGGCCUCAGCACAGCUGCCGACAAGUGGAGCUUUGGAACGACACUAUUAGAGAUCUGUUUUGAUGGGGAAGCGCCUCUACAGGGUCGUAGCCCUUCUGAGAAGGAGCGCUUUUAUGAGAAGAGACACCGGCUCCCUGAGCCCUCCUGCAAGGAACUGGCUACCCUCAUCAGCCAGUGCCUCACCUAUGAGGCCAGCCAGCGCCCCUCCUUUCGCACCAUCCUCCGUGACCUCACACAGCUGCAGCCCCAAAAUCUCGCUGACAUCACCACUGUGAGCCCUGACUUCCCAGCCUCAGACCCUACUGUUUUUCAGAAGCGCUACCUAAAGAAGAUCCGAGACCUGGGAGAGGGCCACUUUGGCAAGGUGAGCCUCUACUGCUAUGACCCAACUAAUGAUGGGACAGGUGAGAUGGUGGCUGUGAAAUCUCUCAAAGCUGGCUGCAGCUCCCAACUCCUGAGCAGCUGGCAACGGGAGAUCGAGAUCCUUCGGACACUCUACCACGAGCACAUCGUCAAGUAUAAGGGCUGCUGCAGUGACCAAGGGGAAAAGAUGGUCCAGCUGAUCAUGGAGUAUGUGCCACUGGGCAGCUUGAGGGACUACCUCCCCAAACAUAGCUUGGGGCUGGCCCAGAUUCUACUAUUUGCUCAGCAGAUCUGCGAGGGCAUGGCCUACCUCCAUUCUCAACACUACAUCCACCGGGACCUGGCAGCCCGAAAUGUCCUUCUGGAGAAUGACAACACUGUCAAGAUUGGGGACUUUGGCCUGGCCAAGGCUGUGCCAGAGGGUCAUGAUUACUACUGUGUCCGGGAAGAUGGAGACAGCCCUGUCUUCUGGUAUGCCAUGGAGUGCCUCAAGGAAUGUAAGUUCUACUAUGCCUCCGAUGUCUGGUCCUUUGGGGUCACCCUCUAUGAGCUGCUGACCCGCUGUGACUGCAAUCAGAGCCCCCCCUCGAAAUUCAUCGAAAUGAUUGGGGUCACCCAGGGCCAGAUGACCGUGCUGAGACUCAUUGACUUGCUAGAAAGAGGUCAGAGACUGCCUUGUCCCAAGGACUGUCCCUGUGAUAUCUAUCUUCUCAUGAAGAAUUGCUGGGAAUCUGAAGCCUCCUUUCGCCCGACCUUCCAGAACCUUGUUCCUCUCCUCAGGACAUUCCAUGAGAAAUACAGAAGUCAAGCACCCUCUGUGUUUAGUGUUUGCUGAAGGAGGGAGGCCUAGAGCAACCAUGGUCAACCCGGGCUCAUCUGUUGCACUGUGGGAGUGAGAAAACUGAUUGGGGCCUUACUGUUAGGCCUACGCAGUGAUUGGAGACCAUCUCCCCCACUCUCCAUCAUCCUCAGUCCUGGGGAAAGCAAGGCCAUCUUUAACCCUCUGCGACCCAUGGGGAAGGGCCAUAGGUGCCAUCCUCAACAUUUUUCCCAAUGCCAGAUGGUGCCCAGGGGCUGUAUGGCAGGGGCUGCCUAGCUACUCCUCUAUCACAUACAAGUUUAAAACUCUGAAAACAAAGACACUUCAGCUAAUGAGGAGACCUAACACUGUGACCUCUUGUCAGCUCCUUCCCUCAGAGCUGGGAAUGAGGGGGUCAGCCAAGCUGUGCUCUCUCCCUAGGCCAUUUGCCUUGUGCCUUGCCCCAGUCUCCCCUUCUCCCACAAACACACCUCCAUUGCCUCAGGACCAAUGAGGGGGAAACUUGAUGUUGUUGCCUUCUCUCCAAGAGGCCUUAACCCUCUUCCUCUGCCUUUCUCCUCACCCCCCUCUAUCCCUCUUCCUUCUUUGGCAGGUUCCAUUUUGGAUAGGGAAGGACUAAGAUUAGGAACCUGAGCAUAAUGGAGAAUCUUCAGGGUGUAGCUCUUCUAAGCCCUCUGUCAUCUCCAUUGUGCCUUCAACCCCAGUGCAGAUUCCCUCCCCCGAACUGUACUCUCAGUGCCCUGCUCUACUCACAAGUAAACCCACAUUCCUUCUGCCAACACGAGCUUCAUCUGCGUAAAUAGAAGUGUUAGGGGUCCCUUUUGAGCUAGGCUGAGUUGACCCAGGAAAAAGGUUUAGGUCCCUGGUCUUAAGGACCAACCAGAGGAAGCUACAAAUAAAUGUUCUUGUUUUCAAAGAUUAAAACAUAGGCACAGGAUCUACCCCUCCCUGGAAUUGGUCACUCAGGCUAGAUAAGGCAGAAUGGUCUUAAGUCUUGAGCUCCAUCUUCCCUUUUACUUUAGCCUACCUCCCCCUGCCUCCCCUUCUCCCUCCUUCCCUCUUUUUUUCCCCUUUCCUCACACUGGGUCCCCAGGCUCUAAAGUGAAUCUAGGCUGGAUAUGGAUGGGGGUGUAGUUAGUCAUCACAGUAUCACUUCCCGUCCCCAAGAAACACUGCCCUCUCCUUUUCAUUUCCCACUCAAGUCCAGCAAGCCUUCUUUCUGUAAAUCAGCUUCUUCCAGAGUCUCUGAUGCCAGCCUCUGGUUAGGUUCAGAUUUGGGGCCCCAACAUCUCACAUCUUACUCAGAAAAGGAGAGAGAGAGGUCUCCUUAACCACGGUAUAAACCUUGAAGGCAGGGACUUUCUCUUGUCUUGCCACAGCACACUGCUAACCAAGUCUUCACACCAAAGAGGCAGUCUGGCAGUGUUUGUGGUGUAGCAAGAGGAAGAAAGGGUAGGUCCCCAGCAACAGGAUCCUCUAAGGAGGAGAACUGGUCUGCAGAUGUUCUGUAGGUUGUUCAUGACAUAAUGCAUGAGUGUUGAGGAUGACAGAAUUACAGCCGAGGUAAAGAAUGAAUUACUAAAAAGGAAGAAGCUGCUGGGCACCAUCCAGGUGCAUGAGACUGAGGAGACAGCUGCCUUAUUUACAAUUAGAUAGCCCCCCUGGUCAGAGCUGAACAUCUUGUUCCAGCUUUUGAUGAUCCCCACCUCCAAUCCUUAUACGGACAUGCUUGUCUUUUGAUAUGCACAGACUUCCCUCCCACAGUAACUUGGGGGGGGGGGGAGGCACAGUUGGGACAGUAACUGCCACCAGAGAAAGGAGGAGACACUGAAUGUGGUUCAGUGGAACAUCUUCAAUAAGGACUGUGCUGGGUCAAAUAGGUCGUACUCUGUCCACCAUCCUCCAGUCAUCUAGUCCUUCCCUCAGCCUGGGAGCUUCAGUCUUAAUCAGUCCAGUGGGGAAGUGGGUUACGAUUCCCAGCUCUGCUACCUCCUGUGUGUAUUACCUUGGGCAAAGCACCGAGGUAAGCCCCUUUGAACCUCAGAUUUCUCAUCUAUAAAAUGAUUGGCCUGAUGAGCUGGAAGGUCACUUGCGGUUCUAAAUUGGAUUCUGUUGUAAGGAGUCUAGCUGAAGGUUAGAAGAGCAGAAAGACAGGGACAUUGAAGAAUAAAGUACUCUCCAGCUCUGAAAGAGCCUGAGGUUUGUAUGAAUACAGACUACCCUAUGCCUUUGUUCCCAACCACUGAGCUACAUAAGACCCCAGUGGGGAUCCAUCAAGUGAACUGGUUGGCCUUCAUAAGUUAGGAUGAGGUUCCUCACUGAGGGAAUCUUGAUUUGAACCAGGAUUUGAAUCAGAACAUCCUUUUACUUGUCUAGCAGAGAUGUUACUUUCUAUGAAGAACACUGCAACCAAACAACCUGCUCAGACCAGACUGGCAACAGCUGCCCGGUGGCCAAGAGACUUAUGCUAGUCAGUACACAAGCCCAGUGAGGGACUGGCUCAACAGCAAAACAACUUGAUAAACCUGGAAGCAAAUUGCAUUAUCCACUCGAGACAUCUUACCGAAUGAGUGACAAGCAUAGCUUAAACAGCCCAUCCAACAGAAGUGUUGUACCCUAGGAGAAAUCAGUCAAGCAGUGGAAUGACUUGUUCAUCACUGUUACCAAUGCUGUCCUGCAGUGAUCGAGGACUCUGGGGAAAAAAAGGACAUGAAAUCCCUGGUACUCCAGAAUUGUGAAUUGCCUUGGCUACAUGUGUUCCCUAUGUGUGUGCCUCACUACACUGUACUUUAAAUUUAUGUCUGCUUGUCCCUAACAGAGUCUAUGUGUAUUUGUGGGAGAGUGCAUCCCAUAUUUUUUUGGGGAAAAGCUUUGUAACUACUGUUCUUGCUAUGCCAUUUGAGUAAAUGCCUUGUCUAAAAGCUAA
This is a messenger RNA of Dromiciops gliroides (monito del monte), 6708 nucleotides long. RefSeq names its product tyrosine kinase 2 (gene TYK2). The coding region runs from base 204 to 3797 and encodes 1197 amino acids. The record is from RefSeq and is a predicted model, not a curated record. The transcript has 24 exons. NCBI's taxonomy places the organism in Eukaryota, Metazoa, Chordata, Mammalia, Microbiotheria, Microbiotheriidae. Gene Ontology annotation, molecular function: cytokine receptor binding; ATP binding; non-membrane spanning protein tyrosine kinase activity. Gene Ontology annotation, biological process: cell differentiation; intracellular signal transduction; cytokine-mediated signaling pathway. Gene Ontology annotation, cellular component: cytosol; membrane; cytoskeleton.